This is a messenger RNA of Pelagomonas calceolata, 2605 nucleotides long. The record is from the annotation of a GenBank genome assembly. NCBI's taxonomy places the organism in Eukaryota, Pelagophyceae, Pelagomonadales, Pelagomonadaceae.
CGUCGCUAGAGGGCGCCGCUGCAAAGUGAAGCACAGAACGACGGCGAGCGGUCUGCUGAGUAGUCUGUCAGCACUUUGACCUGCUCACAAACUGCGAGGCAGCAAGCUACGGCGUUGAGCCACUCGGCGUGAGCCUCACAACCACAAAUCGCUAUGGCAGCAACCCUGCUCUUGGCCGUGGCGCUCGGCGCCGUCGGCGCGCUGCAGCCGGCGCACCGCAGCGCGCGCCCCGCGCGGCGCACACAACUAAAUGCGGAGGACCCGGACAAGCCCAUGACCCUCUACGACCUGCCGGCCGAGGGCGAGCCGUGGCUGAACCGCUACUCGUCGAUGUUGACGAGGAACAAAAAACAGGGCGCAUCGCAAGCGAUGUUGUAUGCCACCGGCUUGACGCAAGAAGACAUGUCGAAGCCUGUGUGGAAAUCAAAAUUUUACGGCGCGUCCUGAAUCGCCGCGUCGACCUCCACGCCAUCGACGCGGCGACUGCUCGAUAGCGUGAAGGUGCCGGUUCCUCGCCGCCCGACGGAGCCGGCACGGCCGCGUCAUCGCCGAGAAAUGACUUAGUGAAGAAUUGUCGGGUGCACCCGACACACUGGUUGAUUUCCACACAGGCCGAAGCCCUUUGUCGGUGUUGGGUCGAUCUGGUACGACGGCAACCCCUGUAACAUGCACCUGUUGGAGCUGGGCACGUUGAUCCGCAAGUCGUGCCAGGACGCUGGCAUGGUGGGGUACCGCUUCAAUGCGGUCGGUGUCUCAGAUGGGAUCAGCAUGGGUACGACGGGCAUGAGGUACUCGUUACAAUCCCGAGAUUUGAUCGCCGAUUCGGUGGAGACGGUCAUGGGUGCCCAGUGGUACGAUGGUUUAAUAGCCAUCCCGGGCUGCGACAAGAACAUGCCGGGCGUGGUCAUGGGCAUGGCGCGACUCAAUCGGCCCGCGAUCAUGGUUUAUGGCGGUACGAUACGAGCUGGAAAACAACCCUCGACGGGAGAAUCGUUGGAUAUCGUGUCGGCGUUCCAGUCCUACGGCGCGUAUGUGUACGACAAGAUCGAGGAGGAAGAGCGCGCCGAGAUUACGAGACAUAGCUGCCCGGGCCAGGGCGCGUGCGGUGGGAUGUAUACGGCGAACACGAUGGCUACCGCGAUAGAAGCGUUGGGCAUGUCUUUGCCUUACUCCUCGUCGUCUCCCGCGGAUUCGCAGGAGAAAAGAGACGAAUGUGCCAGGGCUGGUGAAGCGAUCAAGAAGUUGUUGGAGCUGGAUCUCAAACCGAGAGAUAUCAUGACCAAAGGCGCCUUCGAGAACGCUAUAAGGAUGGUCAUGGUCACGGGUGGCUCUACCAAUGCCGUGUUGCAUCUGAUAGCGAUGUCGCGCGCGUGCCAAGAUCCAGCAGUAAGGAUCGGCCUGGACGACUUCCAGCGCAUUUCCGACGAAACGCCCUUCCUAGCAGACCUCAAACCUUCGGGAAAGUACGUCAUGGAGGACGUCCAGAACAUUGGCGGGACGCCGGGCGUGAUUAAAUUUAUGAUCGACAACGGCAUGUUCGACGGGUCCCAAAUGACAGUAACCGGUAAAACCUGGGCCGAGAACGUGAAGGAUCAUCCGGGCCUGACGCCGGGCCAGGAGAUCAUCAAGCCGCUGUCGGACCCUGUAGAUUUCAGUGUAAAAAUCAAGCAGACCCGCACGCGAUUCGAAGCGACGCCUGCACGCCAUCGACGCGACGCCUGCUCGACAGCACCUGACACUCACCGGUCUCUUCACGCGCAGGUCAAGGCGACGGGCCAUUUACAAAUUAUGUACGGCAAUGUGGCGCCCGGCGGCGGCGUCGCGAAGAUCACGGGCAAGGAGGGUGAGACCUUCACGGGCGUCGCGAAAGUCUACGAUAGCGAGCCGGCGAUGCUCGACGGCAUUCUGAAGCGCGAGAUCAAGUGCGGCCAGGUCGUGAUCAUAAGGUAUGAAGGGCCAAAGGGUGGGCCUGGAUUACCAGAAAUGCUGACCCCCACCUCGGCGAUCAUGGGCGCCGGGUUAGGGGAUUGCGUCGCGCUGCUCACGGAUGGUAGAUUUUCUGGAGGAAGCCACGGCUUCUGCAUCGGCCACAUCACGCCGGAGGCCCAGAUCGGCGGGCCCAUCGCCCUCAUCGAGGACGGCGACCCGAUCCAGAUCGACGCGCGCAACGACAAGCGCACGAUCAACGUCAUGCUGACGGACGAGCAGUGGGCGGAGCGCAGGGCGAAGUGGCGGCCGCCGCCGCUACGGGCGAACCAGGGUACGCUCUACAAGUACAUGUCGGUGGUCAAAACGGCGUCCGAAGGCUGCGUGACCGACGAGCAAGUCCCAGACACCUCACCUAUCUGGGCCCAGGAGGACGAGGGCGGCGCGGCGUCGGGUGCCGUCCCGGGGUCGCUCGAGACGGGUCCCAUGACCAUAGCAGAGCUGAAGGAGGAGCUGACGCGCCGCGGCGUCAAAUUCUACGCGAGAGAUCGCAAACACGUGCUCCGGGCGAAGCUGGACGCAUGCUUGAGCGACGAGAGCUGCGCGACGUCGCGGUAAUGGCUGUGGGCGCGUAAAAAUUAUGACCUAGCUGUCGCGGUGAAGGCGUACCGGUGGGGAC